This is a messenger RNA of Triplophysa dalaica, 3334 nucleotides long. RefSeq names its product nfe2 like bZIP transcription factor 1a (gene nfe2l1a). NCBI's taxonomy places the organism in Eukaryota, Metazoa, Chordata, Actinopteri, Cypriniformes, Nemacheilidae. The transcript has 7 exons. Gene Ontology annotation, biological process: regulation of transcription by RNA polymerase II. The record is from RefSeq and is a predicted model, not a curated record. Gene Ontology annotation, cellular component: nucleus. The coding region runs from base 548 to 2737 and encodes 729 amino acids. Gene Ontology annotation, molecular function: DNA-binding transcription factor activity, RNA polymerase II-specific; RNA polymerase II cis-regulatory region sequence-specific DNA binding.
UGUUUUGAUUGACAGGAUGCAACCACUUCCCUGCGCGAGGGGGGUGGGACGUUGGAAAACCUUACGUCCUAAACUCACAGCUGACCGUAAAUACACUUUUAGUUUAGUUUAACAGUACAGUUAAAAUCACAUCAUAAACACAAUAGUAUACACUCUAUUUAAACUGAAGCACGAAACAGCUAGGGCUUUCCCCACAAAAUCAACAUAUUGAUACAAUACAUAUUUGAAGUGUUGGGAAAUGGACGGUGUCCCAAACACUGACACAUGGGGCGAGCAUGAGCUGUCUUGUCGAAAGAAAACCGAAAGUCAACCACGUCAUUUAGGGCGGACCACUCACUUGUGCCCUAUAAAUACACACGCGCUCUAAUACAGUGCAUGAGUGUGAUUCAUAUCAUCCACAAGCUAACCUGGUCUCGCCAGUUUCUAGUGACUACUAGAACUUUCUGUCAUAGACAAGGAUUUUCACACAGAAUUUUCCAAGACAGAUUUCUUUACCCCCAAAAAUAGCAAAAAAAGGCGUUUAAAGAAAGAACAAUUUAGUUGGGCCAUGCUGGACCUGAAGAAGUACUUCACAGAUGGCCUGAUCCAGGUGGCUAUUCUUCUCAGUCUGGCCGGGAUGCGUGUGGACGUGGAUCCUUACCUGCCUCCUCUUGGCAGAACCUUAGCGGACCCUAGUUCAGCCGUGACACAGACUCAAUUCCAUAACCUUCGGAACGUGCUGGAUGAAUAUCAUCUACACCCAAAAAGCGUGGAUCUAGAUGGGUUCUUCACAGCCCGCAGGCUAUUGAGUUGGGUACGCUCCCUGGAUCAUCUGCAGGUGCCGGUAGCGGAGUUGGAAGCCUGGUUGGUAUACAGAGAGCCUGAUAAUGGAGUGUCCAUUCCAUCUCAGAUGGGUUUCCUUGAGGAUGGUGGUCUAGAAGAUGUGGAGGACCCCUCAGAGCUAAGCAUGAGGUUGGGCGGAGGAGAAUUGGAAUAUGACGUUGGAGAGGAUGACAGCUUUGGAGCUGUGGGACAUAUGUCAAGAAGUCUUACUCAUCCAGACCAAGAUGAAGUCAUUAAAGAGGAGGGAGAUGGUAUGUCUGCACUAUGGGAACAGGAACAUCAUCAGGACCAGCUGGAAAAUGCAGGAACCCAACCUCUCCAGCUGUUUAAUGAGGACGAGGAGGAUUUCAUGAUGGAUGGCUGGAGAAAUACAAAUCCGUUCCAUGACCAGAUGUUUGAAGAGAAUGUACAGUUGUCAGGUGUAAGAGAGGACACUUCUCUUUCCAUUGAAGAGUGCUUGCGCCUCAUUGAUGCCAACUUGCUUUCGGGAGAGGAUUCAGAGUUGCCAAGACCUGAUGCACAGAAUGUAGAAGAACAUGCACUUCAGUUUCAGAGGCCCCUUAUCUCUCCUUUGUUGCCCGAACAGAAUUCCACAUUCAGCUUAGAGCAACAAUGGCAAGAUGUUUUGGCCAUUGUGGAGUCACAGGAUAUGGAUACAACUGAAACAAUAGACAAUUCUCACCACAAUAUCAGUGACUCAAACCAGAAUAUUGGAUCCGUGGAAAACUUAGUACAUCAGGAUGUCAGCCUUCACCAAGCAACUCUACCAAGAUCCAGUGAAGGUCUUAACACAAACAGCAUCACCACGGAAGAAACCCGCUGUAUUAACAAUCCCUCCGUGGAAAACACCAGCUUUGAAAUGUCUUCUAAUGAAAAUUCCCUUUUUGAAGACUCUGAUAUUGUAGAUCUCCUCCUAACCCCUGGGCUGUCACUUAGUCAUUUAGAGCCUCUGCUGGAAGAAGCCAUGCUUGAUGAAACCAGCCUAAUGGAUUUGGCUCCUGGUGAAUUUAACCAAGCUCAAAUCCCCGAAUUUGAAGAGCACAAGCAAGCCGAUUCAGAUUCUGGUUUAUCUCUGGACUACAGCCCAAGUCCCAGUUCUCCCAGUGGGUCUGAAUCUUCUAGCUCCUCAUCUUCAUCAUCAUCAUCGUCGUGCCCUUCGUCACCCUCCAGCCCACUUCCCAAUUUGAUACCUGAAGAAGGGGCCGUGGGGUUCACUCACAUCAAGGAAGAAGAGGAGGAAGGGGCGAUUGGUGGCUUCAUGCCAGAAGAAACCAAAAUGUCUCAUACAAGUUUUUUGGAAGCCAAGCAGUUCCAUAAUCUCCCCUGGCUUGAGCACGUCGGACACGAUCACACCUACAACCAGCCUCGCACCUCGGUCCAGAAGAAAUCUCCAGAGCACUGUUUUGAUGACUCCCUAAUGCAGCUUGAACAGCUCUCCAAUCGGGACGAGAAACGCGCACGUGCGCUGAACAUCCCUUUCCCCAACGAGUUUAUCAUAAACCUACCUGUUGACGAGUUCAAUCAGCUACUAUCGAAAAAUCAUCUUACCGACGCCCAGCUCACGCUCAUCAGGGAGAUACGCCGCAGGGGUAAAAACAAAAUGGCCGCUCAGAACUGCAGACGAAGGAAGCUGGAUGUUUUGGUGGGAUUGGAGCGAAGCGUGGACGGCCUACGACGUCAUCGCGCCAGGCUUCUCCGAGAAAAUGCUGAGGUCUGUCGCUCGGUCAAAGAAAUGAAGCAACAUCUGAACAGCUUUUAUCAAGAGGUGUGUGAGAGACUGAGGGAGGAACAGGGAUCACUCUGCUCUGACUACGGCUUGGAGGAAGAUGACAACAGCCCAGUUGGACUUGUUUCGCGUAGAUCCGAUUCACACUCCAGACGCAAACUCAGUAAGAGAAGAAAAGAAAAGAAGUGAGGUGAUGUUUGGUAGUCCUGCGUGAUGGACAAGAUGAAAACAGCCUCAGAGGAAAUGCUCUCUGCUGUCAGGUCUACCUGCUGGUUUUUCUCAGCCUAAAGGGUUGGAGAAUUCUCAGGAACCAAAGUAUUCAAACAUAUCAGCCACUUUUCGUGAAAGAUUAAGUUGCUUAGGACAAAACUUUGGCUUUGUACCUUAACAUGGCUCCCACCACAUGAAUACAGUUCCUUCCCUAAUAACAAUUUGCUUGGUUUGCAACUUUAUUUAAAAGAAAAUAUACCGUGAAACAGUACGAUUAUUCUCUUGAUUUGCAUAGUAAAAAAUUCUGAAUUUGAGUAAUUUAAAAAAUAAAUUGAAUUUUUAAAGCAAAGUCAAUUUCAGAAGUUCGAGCUGUCUGGUUUAUCGAGUUACUGUAAAGCAAAGAAAGUUGUACAUAUGUGAAAAGACCUGUUCUGAUUCCAUUAAUAUUGUAAAGUACUUGUAAAUUAUAUUACUUUUUUUAAUAAAUUGUUUGUAAUACUUUGCAGUGAAUUUUUCUUGGUGACAAGCUGGGAUUGUUCUCUUUUGUUUUAAUUAAAAGCUAUUUAUUGUCCAGUG